This is a messenger RNA of Acanthocheilonema viteae, 2217 nucleotides long. The record is from the annotation of a GenBank genome assembly. Lineage: Eukaryota; Metazoa; Nematoda; Chromadorea; Rhabditida; Onchocercidae.
AUGUUGCAAGCCGUACAGCGUACCGUUGCUGUUACUGUCAAUGCUUCAGCUCAAGGAAAAGCUGUUGUUGGAUCGUUUUUGAAACGAAUUAUAUCGACGACAUUAUUGCUUAUGGGUAAAAAUCAUUUGGCCAAUGAAAAAUCACCUUACCUGCUUCAGCAUGCCAAUAAUCCCGUUUACUGGUACCCUUGGGGCAGAGAAGCUUUCGAUAAGGCAAAAACAACAAAUCGUUUGAUAUUUCUUUCAAUUGGCUAUUCGACAUGCCACUGGUGUCAUGUAAUGAAUCAUGAGUCGUUUGAAAAUGAAGAAGUUGCUAGAAUUUUGAACGAAAACUUUGUAAGUAUAAAAGUAGACCGUGAAGAACGUCCUGAUGUCGAUAAAGUUUACAUGGCUUUUAUACAGGCAAUAUCUGAUAGAGGUGGUUGGCCACUGAGCGUCUUUUUGACACCUGAUUUGAAACCGAUCACCGGCGGUACAUAUUUUUCACUUCGUGAUGGGAAUGGUCGACCAGACGCAGCAGAGUUAUUUCUUAGUUCAAUGAAGCGUUCAAUGAAACCGAAACACGGAGUGCUUCCAUCACUUGAGAAAAUCGAGUGGGUGUGUUAUAAUCAUUUGCGGGAUACAUUUGAUGAGGAGUACAAAGGAUUUGGUUCUGCACCUAAAUUCCCUAAUUGUGUAUAUCUUGAAUUUCUGCUUUGUUUUUACUGUGCUCACGUAAAUAAAGAAGCUGGCAGGAAUGCAUUACAAAUGGUUGGUGAAACACUGAUGGCAAUUGAUCAAGGAGGAAUUCAUGAUCAUAUCGGCAAAGGUUUCCAUCGUUAUUCGGUAGACUCUAGAUGGCAUGUGCCUCAUUUCGAAAAAAUGCUGUAUGAUCAAGCUCAGCUGUUGGCAAUAUAUGCAGUUUAUCAUGCGAUCACCGGUGAAUUUCUUGAUGUUAUUGAGGAUAUUGUAAGCUAUGUUGACAGUAAUCUUACACACAAGUCCGGUGGUUUCUAUAGUGCUGAAGAUGCGGAUUCGUUGCCCAAUUUUAGUUCAGUAAAGAAAUGCGAAGGUGCAUAUUAUGUUUGGACAGAAAAAGAAAUCGAUGAAGCACUUAGCGAUGAGCCAGUUAAUGAUAUUGGAGAGCUGACUUAUGCUGAAGUUUUUAAAAUAUAUUAUAAUAUUAAAUCUAAUGGAAACGUUCCGCAGUACGAAGAUCCAUAUGACGAACUGAAAUUACAAAAUGUAUUAAUGAUGAAAGAUUCGCAUAGUGUUUGCGCAAAAAAAUGUGGGCUUAGUACGGAUAACCUACGAAAUGUAAUCAACGAAGCAAAAGCCUCACUUCGGGAGGCACAGAAGAAGAAACCGCGACCCCAUCUUGAUAACAAAAUUAUAACAUCCUGGAAUGGAUUGAUGAUUAGCGGUUUGGCAAAAGCAUCGAUUACUUUACAAAAUGAGAACUUGUUGCACCGUGCUCAACGUGCUGUUGAUUUCAUUAGAGAGUAUUCUAUGGAAAGCGGUCAUCUAUUACGUGUAGCCUAUGUUGGAGCCGAUGAGGAAAUUGUUAAAAACGUUGCUCCGAUUCAAGCAUAUGCGGACGAUUAUGCAUUUUUGAUACAAGGGUUAUUGGAUCUGUACGAAGCAUGUUUCGAUGAACAGUUAAUUAAACUGGCAUCUGACUUACAAAAAGAAAUGGAUUACCGCUUCUGGGAUGCAGAGAAUGAUAGUGGCUAUCACCAAUCAGUUGAAGACCCACAUAUUAUCAUCCGAAUCAUAAAUGAUCAGGAUGGAGCUGAACCAUCGAUAAAUUCAGUUGCAUCAAUGAAUCUGGUUAGGCUUUAUGGUAUUACCAAUGAAAAAACUUACAAUGAACGAGCACGUAAAAUUUUUGAAAGUGCUGCAGAAACUUUGAAUAAGUAUCCGUUUGCUGUCGCAAAAAUGGUCUGCGCAUUACAAAAACAUAUACGUCCGACCAAACAGGUUGUUGUGGUUGGUUCAAGAAACAAUGAAACAACUAAACAGAUGCUAUCGCUUGUUUCAAAACACUUUGAUUGUCUAAAAGUUUCGAUAUCAUUAGAUCUUGAAAGAGAUUCAUGGCUGCAGAGUGUAGACGAUCACUUAAAAGUAUUAGCAACUUCGACAGAUACUCCUACUGUUUACAUCUGUGAAAAUUUUGAAUGUUCACUACCAGUCACAUCACUAAAGGAACUGAAGGAUAGAUUAGAUACAACGAAAUAA